Brienomyrus brachyistius is the source of this 3067-nucleotide messenger RNA. RefSeq names its product G protein-coupled receptor 176 (gene gpr176). The coding region runs from base 726 to 2366 and encodes 546 amino acids. The transcript is spliced from 4 exons. Gene Ontology annotation, molecular function: G protein-coupled receptor activity. Gene Ontology annotation, cellular component: plasma membrane. NCBI's taxonomy places the organism in Eukaryota, Metazoa, Chordata, Actinopteri, Osteoglossiformes, Mormyridae. The record is from RefSeq and is a predicted model, not a curated record. Gene Ontology annotation, biological process: G protein-coupled receptor signaling pathway.
UCAGCCCUAUUCAAGGACUGAGCUCACAUUUUUCCAAAACGCGAAGACCGCCGGGGACUUGGUGCGUUUAUUGCGGCUAGAAGAAAUUUAGCGUAAAACAGCGACGGCAUCGAAAAGGGACAUUGUUUUAAAGCAUAACGUGAUUAUUGGUGGCCUUGGUCAACUGGUGCAACCAGUGGAGCACCUCGAGGCACGGCAUGAGGAUCAUCCAGGAUGUAGUCGAGAACGUCAAAGAGGGAAAAUACUGUCGAACGAAAUAAUCGUCAACAAACUCCUCAAGAGCCGUUUUUUUAUGGCGAGUAAAAGGACAAGUGAUGGCACCCCAAGGUUUUGAGUUUUUUAAGGGUAAUGGGGCAGAAUGAAGAAAGAAAAUCAAACAUUUUAAUUAAAAAUACAUUAAUUCUUUAUCCUAGAAACUAAAAUGACUGCAUUAACUAAGUUUCUAAUGUUUUCUUGAAAUUAAGCAACCAUGUGAAAAAGAUAUGGGUAACACUCUAGAUCACCAUCAUCUGUGUAUGCUGAUAAAAUAUAACAAAUUAAUUCCUGAAUUUUUGCUUCUUGCAAUGUACAAUUACCAUAACAAAUUUUUGAAAAAUCAUUUAUCCAUUUUGAUUUUAAAAAAAGCAAGUCUAUUUAACAGCUGCUAAUGGGACCAAGAGAUUGUCUGUUGCAUAAAUCUGCCAUGUUAGUCACAUGGUUUAAGUAGCUGAGUGAAUUUUGCCACAAUGGAAGAGAGUAGCGCUGGCAGCUGGGUCUCCAUCAUGGCAAACGGAAGCGGCAUUCUCACCCCGGCGAACUUGGUCCUCGACUCCCGAAAUGCCUCCACUCCAUCGGCACGAUGGGACAACACUAGUGCCAAGGAACUGUUUAUGGAGAAGCAACUUCACAGCCAGGAACAAACCUACAGGGACUUUGCUACCACCAUCCAGGUCUUCAUCUUUGUAGGAUCCCUUUUGGGCAACUCCAUGGUGCUGUGGUCCACGUGUCGCAUCACGGCAUUCAAGUCCGUCACCAGCCGCUUCAUCAGGAACCUGGCGUGCACGGGCAUCUGCGCCAGCCUGGUGUGUGUGCCCUUCGACAUCCUGCUGAGCGGCAGCCCGCGCUGCUGCUGGUGGCUCCACUCGAUGCUCCUCUGCAAGGUCAUCAAGUUCCUCCACAAGCUCUUCUGCUCCGUCACAGUCCUCAGCUUCACCGCCAUCGCCCUAGACAGAUACUACUCAGUUCUGUACCCACUAGAGAGGAAGAUAUCAGAUGCUAAGUCCAGAGACCUGGUUAUCUACAUAUGGGUCCACGGCUUGGUGGCCAGUGCGCCAGUGUUCGCCGUGACCAACGUGACGGACAUCUACGCCACGGCACUGUGCUCGGACGGCCGGAGCCGCUCGCUCGGACACCUGGUCUACGUGGUGGCCUACAAUGUGAGCACGGUCAUCCUGCCACUGGCGGUGGUCUUCUUCUUCAUGGCUCUCAUCCGGCGAGCCCUCAGCGCCAGCCAGAAGAAGAAAGUGAUCAUCGCAGCCCUGCGCACGCCGCAGAACAGCAUCUCCAUCCCGUAUGUGUCGCAGCGCGAGGCCGAACUGCACGCCAUGCUGCUGUCCAUGGUGCUGACCUUCAUAGCGUGCAGUGUGCCCUACGCCGCCCUGGUGGUCUAUCGCUCGCUGCUGGACAUCUCUGAGGUGUCGGCCUUCCUGCUGCUCACCGCCGUCUGGCUGCCCAAGGUGUCGCUGCUCGCCAACCCGCUGCUCUUCCUCACCGUCAACGGCUCGGUGCGCCGGGGCCUGCUGGGCGCCGCGGUGCAGCUGCAGCGCCGCUACAGCCGGCGUAAUGCCGUGCGCUCGGAGGGCCUGGCGGAGGUGGCGGGCGAGCCCGGCGUCCGAUCCGGCAGCCAGUUGCUGGAGAUGUUCAAUAUCGGCCAACAGCAGAUCUUUCGCGGUGGCGAGGAGGAGGAAGAGGACGGGAACGUGAACGAGAUGCUUCCCGUGGGCCCCGGGGGUGCUUCACAUCGGAACGGUCCAGAGGCAAGACCGCUGCAGGGCCCCGCAGCAAAGGGGGUGGCGAGGACUGCCGCCUCGCCCCCCCGGGCCUCCCCGCCACCAGUCUGCGCAGAGUCUUCCUCCCAGGUGGCCCCGGCAACACCCUCUGACCCGGAUGAGGGGAGCGCCAAGUACUCCACGCAGUUCGGCUUCGGACCUUUCGAGCUGCCCCCCCAGUGGCUCUCAGAGACCAGGAACAGCAAGAAGAGGCUCCUUCCCCCACUGGGCAACACUCCAGAAGAGCUCAUUCAGACAAAACAGCCCAAAAUCCGCACGACGGAGCGACGCAUUAGCAGGAACAACAAAGUCAGCAUAUUCCCCAAAGUGGAGCCCUGACGUCUGAUUGGAUCCCAGCAUCCAGCACCCGCCCCUUCCUGUUUGACAGUUUUUCUCUGGAAGACCGAGAGUCUGUUUCGGAAAGACAGGAUUCUGCAGAUCCAUGCAGUAAAUAGUAUUCAGCUUCGCCCUGUUAUAAUGAACUGCUCUACAUCACACUGUGAUCUGACACUUUUGUUGUCUGUAUUCGUACGCUGAAAGCUUCUGAUUUUUGGAGCAGAAGCAGUUAAAACUGUGAUGUAUUAACCCUUCCGCAGCUUUGUCACUAGAGUGGUGGCUCUGAGCUACACACGUGUCAUGGGGUGUUUUGAACCUUGUCACAAGAAAAAAAGCGAAUGAUAUUCUUUGCCUGUAACAUUGUGCGGGUCUCUUUCAUGGUUUCCUCACAGCUGCACUGAAAAAAACUGAUGGGAAAUAUGUGAUCCUUUCACAGUUUAAAACAGCUUUAAAUGUUACAUUUAAAUGCUGGUUACUAGCCAAUUGACUAAUACACUGAGCUAUUUAAGACUUUCCAGAAGAAUAGCCUAUUGUUAAUUUGUAUUCCGAACUUCCAUCUUUUACUUUUGAUUAUUUCUGUAUGCUUACGGAAUAGAGUUAAAGGAAAAGAAAACGUUUCAUUCAUAAACAAUUAAGAUUUGUUUACUUAAAUCAUGGUAGCUGUGGCCAGGAGGGUGAUGUUAUUGAUUCUUACCGAGUUUAAU